AUGUCCACGGGCUCGGUGAGCGACCCCGAGGAGAUGGAGUUGCGGGGGCUGAAGCGGGGGUACCCGGCUCCCGCCUCCAAGAGGCCGCCCCUCCGCGGCGCCGAGCUCAGCUACGUCUCGCCCAGUGACAACUCGUCUGCGGACGAAGAGGACCCCGACGGUGAGGAGGAGCGCGGCACCGGAGGCUGCAAAAGGAAGCGGCCUCGUGCGGCUGCGGGAAGCGGCGCAGGUGGAGGUGCCGGGGGCGGCGGCGGCAAGAAGCCCCUCCCGCCCAAAGGCUCGGCAGCCGAGUGCAAGCAGUCGCAGCGGAACGCGGCCAACGCCCGCGAGCGCGCCCGGAUGCGCGUGCUGAGCAAAGCCUUCUCCAGGCUCAAGACCAGCCUGCCCUGGGUGCCCCCGGACACCAAGCUCUCCAAGCUGGACACGCUGCGGCUGGCUUCCAGUUACAUCGCGCACCUGCGGCAGCUGCUGCAAGAGGACCGCUACGAGAACGGCUACGUGCACCCGGUGAACCUGACAUGGCCAUUUGUGGUCUCUGGACGACCGGACCCUGACACCAAAGAAGUUUCCGCAGCCAACAGACUCUGUGGAACCACCGCUUAGAACCGUGCUCGGACUCACUUACUGGGAUUAUUUGUUAAACAUGUUGCUUGCGGAGGCCGUGGAGGGAAGGCCCAGAGGGAGAGCACCCCCCAGGACGGACACUGGAUGCCUUCGGAUUCUCUUUUGCCCUCCUGGGUUGCUCGGAACUGCGAACACGAAGCAGGGCGAGCUUGGCCGUCCUCGCAGAGGGCGGAAGCUGCGCCUCCACGCUUUGCCUCUGCAGAAAGAGCUCCUUUCCUGUGGACAGCGCGGACCCACGGUCAGCCUGGGGCUUUCGCUCUGUAGACUAAGCCCCGCAGCCCUGGGAACGCAGCGCCACCCCAAGGAGGGUUAGGCUCCCGGCCGAGCCAGAGGGACGGUACCCGUAGCGGCCGGACUGUGCACAGCCCCACACUUUCUCCCGCGGACGGGGUGGUUAGAUCGCGCUUUAAAGACAGGGGACCUGAGGUCCACGUCGAGGUGUGCGUUACUUUGCAGAGAGAGGCGCUUGGCGCACAGACGCCGGCUUUGUAUCCCACGGGGCAGCGCCCUCCUAGCUGGCAGGAGAAUGCCGGCCUCGCGCGGGAUGCGGCUAAAACUCACUUCGGAGACCUUCUGAGGCCGGGUCUGCCCGCGUGCCCCGGGCCAGUCAGCCUCCGCGCCGGGGCCCCGCUCCCUGCUACCCCGCCCAGGCCCAGAUCUCCGGCCCAAGCUCCCGUCUCUUUCGAAUCAGGCUGCGCACUCCCUUGCCGCCCUCUCCGGAGCCUUCCCACGCCGCACAGCACCAAUUUGGCUCCUUUGGCCCUGCCUCUCUCUCCCUCCUUUCGGGUUCCUGCGCCCGCCUACAGGCUCCCCACCUCCUUCUCCAGACUUCCCAACACGCCUCUCCCAGCCCAAGUUCUUCCCCGUGCGGCGGGUGGGUCGCCGGCGCCACCGGAUACCUGGUGACCUUGCUUAGGAGGAGCGAGCCACUCUCGCGAGGCCGCGCUCCCAUGAUAAUUAAC
Messenger RNA from Lepus europaeus (European hare), 1586 nucleotides. It is a transcript of the gene MSC, whose product is annotated as musculin. Gene Ontology annotation, molecular function: DNA-binding transcription factor activity, RNA polymerase II-specific; protein dimerization activity; RNA polymerase II transcription regulatory region sequence-specific DNA binding. The record is from RefSeq and is a predicted model, not a curated record. Gene Ontology annotation, biological process: skeletal muscle tissue development; regulation of transcription by RNA polymerase II. Bases 1 to 603 code for a protein of 200 amino acids. NCBI's taxonomy places the organism in Eukaryota, Metazoa, Chordata, Mammalia, Lagomorpha, Leporidae. The transcript is spliced from 2 exons.